UGCUGCAUACACAAAUCUGUGCAUAUUUUUGUCUUAUCUUUGUCUUCUAUUUAUUUACAAAUGAUAUACUUAGUCAGAUCCUCUUUUUCUGUGCUCCAUCUCUAUUACCUCUCACACUCUCUCCAGCUCCCUCCCUCUGUCACCUUGCCCAAGGCUUUGUUUUGAGUGCACAUCCACUUUCUCGCAAAGGGAAUCAAUAGGCAAACACUUUGGCAGUCCAUCGACCCUCGCCAGUCUCUCUCUCUCUCUCUCUCUCUCUCUCUCUCCUUCUGGCUGCCAGUUUUUUUUUUAUUCCAGCCGCAUUUGAAUUCAUACUGCAAUAUGUUUGAUCAUGACUUAUUCAAAUGAAGCAUUUUCAUUAUGUCUCGUACUGUGGAAAAGGACGAGGAGUUCAUAAUGCUGUGCACAAAUGGCUAAAACACAGUCCCAUACAUUUCCCUGCGCUUUGUUCAAAUGACUCAUAAAUUUUAACAGAGAUGUUGUCAGUCGUUUGGCUCCUGUUCAAAGGAUUCCGUUUCCUAUGUGCAGUUGUCACCAUUCAAUGGCAUAUCCAGCCUUCAGCCUCAAACCCAUAAAGGGGUUAGAUAAUUGAUCUUUUUGUGAGACCAGACAAUCUAACAAACAUUAGAUUUUCGUCAUUUCACCACAUGAAUAUUCACAGGAAAAUAAGGAUAGAUUGACUUAUUUCGUUUAGUGUUAUCUUGAUCUGCAUGUGUGCCUUCGUGAGUGUGCUGUGCUGUCAUUUUCUAUUUUCAUCUAACCUUUGCUCUAGUAUUGUUUGUUUUUGUUUUUGUUUUUUUAAAUUUAUUCAAAUGUUUUUUUGUUUUUUUUUUUUUUUUUAAACUCAGAUCUAGCUGUCGGCUUUUCUUUAUUAAAAAGGCUUUGUGUCACAUUUUCUUGUUUCCAUAACAACAGUGGCGGCCGGUGAUUGUGGGCCCCCGGUUGGUGUCCCUGAAGUGGAGGAAAGGUGUGGACUGAUUGGAGCAUGAAAAUAAGCAAGGGCAUAGAGAUACCAUAACUACUUUCACACAUCCCUCCCUCACACCUCACGCCCACUGGACAGUAAGAGCGCGGUUGGGAAACGGAAGGAAUCGCAGCAGCAGGAAACUCGGUGGCACUUUCGGCGCUGCUGCUCUGCAUGACCACAGGGUGACGGUCGCCUCUUCAGGAAUAAACACCACCAGGAAAUCAUAGUUCAAAGUGACCGCCCGAGCACGCCUUCACCUACACUGUUGUAGGAGAAAGCAAGGGAGAGAGAAGGAUGAGGGAUAUAGAGUCAACAAUCUGAACAAACAGUGGCCACAGCUGUCCAUGAGCUGAUAAUGCACACAUGCAGUGAGAGGCAAAAGAGAGGAAGAGAGAGAGAGAGAGAGAUGUUGCUGACAAAGAUAACAGAGAGAGGCUCACAUGCAGUUUUUAAACACUGACACAAGCAAUUUUAAUGUCCAGAAUUCCAGGCUGAGGAGUCGAGGGGUGAUGGAUUGCCCUUCAGAUCUUUUCCAGCAGCAGCCGUCCCAGGUGUGCCACUUUGACCUGUACCACAGUCCACCGGAGUCCACCUCCACUGGCCCCAUCAUUUCUCCUCUAUUGCACCCCAACAGUGCUUCCCAGAGGUGGGGUGGAUAUAGGCAGGGACAGUGCUUAUUCUCUGAGCUGCCAGCACAUGAGGAGGGACAAGAGGUCGAUGCAGACAGGUUUGGGAGAAAAUCAGCUACAGGAGGAACCCCGAUUCCACAGUACCGACUUGGGGAGAGGAGAAGAGGUUCUGGUGACUGGAGUCAGGACCUUCUGAGAGUGAAGCAACUUAGAGUGGACAGUACUGUAAAGAGAGAGGCAGAGGCGGAAAGAGAAGGGCACAGAGAUAGGAGGAGUGUAGCUCAAUUGGUAAGAGCAGAGAAGAAUGUAGAGGAAAGAGGGCGGAGGAAGGAGAGCAGGGAGGGGAGGCAGCGGCAACGGCGUGAGCUGAAACUCCAGUUAGAGGAAACCAGAGGGAAACUGCUAGAGCUUCAGCGCAAAGUGUGGCAAGUUUACGGAGAACAUCAUGAGGAAGAGAAAGGAGGAGAAGGAGAUGAUGGAGUGAUGGAUGAGACAGCAGAGAUGUUCUCUGAAGGAGAAUCCGAUGAUCAUCUUGGCAGUGGGCUCUAUCCUGCUUUGGGUGCUAAUGAAAAAAAACAUGAAAGUACAGGGAAUGAGAAUUCUGAGGUGUUUCCCGAAACCCCCGUGGACCUGGACCUUGACAUGGAGCUGGACGGAGGUGGAGUGUGGCUAGGCUGCAGUCUGGUGCAAGGGGAGUGGGAGAAUAUAGGUGGCAGUGAGAAAUUUGCUCAGGCUCUGAAGCAGGAGCUGUCCAGCGCAGUGGCUCGAGUCAUUGACAGGGUUCUCCAUCUCUAUGCUGAAACUGACCAAACACCACCUUCUACUGCAGUUCUAGCCCAGGAGAUUCCCAGUAGUAGGUCACUAGACCCAAACCCAGAUAAGAAGCAAAGGCCUGGGGUGGCUGCCAGUAUGAUAGAACAAGCUGAGGCACUGCCACUGGUUGCAAAGAGACCUCAAGAGAAAAGAAACCCCCUAAUUCAAGGUAGACAUAAGAACCUUCUGAUCCCUCAGGCUAACUCCAACUUACCCCUCUUACCCCAGCCCCAUCUUUCUGCACUCUUACCACCAAGGAACAAAGACUCCUUCCUGCCAUCCUGCCCUCCAAACCCUCCUCCGCUGCCUCUGCCUCUUCUCCAUUACACCAUGCAGCACCUCUUUACUCGUUCUCUUUCCAGUAUGCCACUCCACAAAGACGGGCUCCCCAAUGAACCCUUCAUGGACUUUCGCUCGCACAACCCCUCAUUCCCUCCUCUGCCUCUGCUUGGCCAGUUAAACCCACCUCUCGCUGAUAGAGGGAGAGAUGAGGGGAUGAGAGUAGGAAUCGAUGGAGGAGAUACAGCUCUCUAUCUUGGUCCUGGGGCAUCUCAGGAGGGUCUCUCUCCAUGUCAUCUGAAGAAAGCCAAGCUAAUGUUCUUCUACACACGCUACCCCAGCUCCAGCACACUCAAGACUUACUUCCCCGAUGUGAAGUUUAACCGCUGUGUCACCUCUCAGCUCAUUAAGUGGUUUAGUAACUUCCGGGAGUUCUUCUACAUUCAGAUGGAGCGUUUUGCACGUCAGGCAGCUCGUGAGGGUCCUGUCACAGCCAGAGAGAGGGGACUGCGUCUGAGCCGAAAUUCUGAGCUCUUUCGCAUUCUGAACAUGCACUACAACAAGAGCAAUGACUACCAGGUGCCAGACAGGUUUGUGGAGGUGUCUGAAGUGGCACUACGGGAGUUCUUCACCGCUAUCCAGAGUGGACGUGACGCUGAUCCCUGCUGGAAAAAGUCCAUCUAUAAAAUCAUCUGCAAACUCGACAGCCCUGUGCCUGACAGCUUCCGCUUGCCAGGCUGCCCCAUGGACACACACCGCAUGGUCUAAAGAUGUUCAUGAGCAGUUUCACACACCCACACAUGCGUGCGCGCACACACACACACACACACACACACACACACAUACACACACACACAUAUAUACAGUGUAAGGAUUAAUGUGGAUAAAUACACAAACACAUUGACAAAAUGGAUUACAGUUAGCAUACACACCCACACACAUAUUGCCUGAUAAGAAUCAGUUCAGAUAAGCUGACAAAAAUACAUGUAUAUUCAAACACAUACACACACUACAUGCCAAAAGUUCAAAAGCAAAAGAAGCCUUCCAAAAAUAAGCCCCCCAAAGAAAUUAUUGACCAUAAUGUGUUUAUUAAGACAUAGGGGUUUGGCCAAGUGUAUGCAGUAAUAAUCUACUAACUGACUGUUAAUUUGUUUUUGCAUUUUACAUUUAAAAAUUGAGUUGAUCUAACAUAUGUGAUCUCACAUUCAGAUGCUCCUGAAAAACUGAUUCAGGUAUAUUAAAUUAGGAGUAAAUAGAUAAAUUGGUCAGUGUUAGCAUUCAAAGACCAUGAAGGCUUUUCCCAUACAGCAUGUUAAAAUAUGAGCACCUCAUUGCAAACCAAUGAAUGAGUUUACAUAAAAUAAGUCAAAAUGUCAUUAUACAUGUUGUGCUGUACUUGCUUUCACGCUUUUGGCAUGUAGUGUAUACACACAUGCUUAAAUAUCAUAUAUACCAUUUGUAUAAUCUGAUAGUGAAUUAAUGGUGAUUUAUUACCUUCCAGAUUUUAAGGGACAGAAAUACAUAUGGCACAAAUAAAGAAGUCAGUGGCCUUGUUGAAUGUAUAAACUCGAAAUAGGUCAUUGACAGGCAUUUUGGAAUUUUGGCUAUACUGUUCCAGAGAGAUGUGUUAUUUGAAGGAAGAUAUUUAAAAGGAUUUUUCUAUUUAACAUGCUGAAACCUUAUUCACGUGUAUUUAUCCAGAAAGUGACGAGAAAACAACCGUGGCCCUAGAUGUGGUUUACUGUAAUUUUAUAUUCAAUUUGCUUAUUUGUCAUAAUGUUUGCUAUUAAGUGGCUAUUUCAUAAGACAUUGAGUGUAAAAAUGUGAAUUUUGAUGUGAUGUAGUACUACUUGUAAUUAAACGUGAAAGUUCAAGCAGUUAUACUGGCAGCAUUUUAUUACAUGCAUGCAAAACUAUGCAAACUCCAUUGUCUUCUUGACAAUCACACAUGAUAAAUUGUAUU
Ictalurus furcatus (blue catfish) is the source of this 4651-nucleotide messenger RNA. It is a transcript of the gene prox3, whose product is annotated as prospero homeobox 3. The transcript is spliced from 6 exons. NCBI's taxonomy places the organism in Eukaryota, Metazoa, Chordata, Actinopteri, Siluriformes, Ictaluridae. Gene Ontology annotation, molecular function: DNA-binding transcription factor activity, RNA polymerase II-specific; RNA polymerase II cis-regulatory region sequence-specific DNA binding. Gene Ontology annotation, cellular component: nucleus. Gene Ontology annotation, biological process: regulation of transcription by RNA polymerase II. The coding region runs from base 1408 to 3456 and encodes 682 amino acids. The record is from RefSeq and is a predicted model, not a curated record.